GCAUGCGCUGUGUAGCAGUGCCCCAGAAGUGCUGAAACGUCUUUUCCGGCCACCUCACCCGCUCUCACUGUCUUGGCGGAAUCAUGUCGGGCGUGGCGGGAUCUGGCUCCGGUUCCGGCGCGGGAGCCGCGGGUUCGGUCGGCUCAGUGGUGCGGCGGUUCCUGGUGGAGUACGGUAGCGGCACGCCGAGUCGCCUCAAGGUGCUGGACGCCUACCUGCUGUAUGUGCUGCUCACCGGGGCGCUCCAGUUCGGCUACUGCCUCGGUGUCGGUACCUUCCCCUUCAACUCCUUCCUCAGCGGCUUCAUCUCUGCUGUCGGCAGCUUCAUCCUCGGCGUGUGCCUCAGGAUCCAGAUCAACCCCCAGAACAAAGGCGAGUUCCAGGGCAUUUCACCGGAGCGGGCAUUUGCUGAUUUCCUCUUCGCCAGCACCAUCCUGCAUCUUGUCGUUAUCAAUUUUGUUGGCUGAGCUCUAGAAGAUACUAUCAGGAAAGUUUGAGGAGUAGACACUCAGUGAUGCUCUGAACCAUCCACCUGCCUAAUUUCAUCCUUACUGAAGGAUAUCUUCCAGGUAGAAGAGGAGAUAUUUGAAUGCUAUUCCUGACUAGUCUACAGAAAAAGCCAACUUCAGAGAGUGAUUUCAGGGAGAGAGCAACAGAAGCCUGUUUCAACAUCAGAUCAAGACCUGGACUUUUUUUUUUUUUUUUUUUUCUCCAAACCAGGUGCAGUAGAAAUCUUAAACUGGCUUAACACACAACUUGGACUAUGUAUUGAUCCAUCUCAGUCUCCAUUGCCUCCAAAGCAAAAUUUCUCAAUCUCUGGUCAACCUGGAAUCAAGGGGAUAUAGCUUUAUCCUCUAUACCUCUCUUCAGCCAAAGCCAUCUGAUAUUCCACAAGCUAUAGUCCACCUGGAGUUACCCCCAGCUCAGAGAAAAGAUGUGCCCCAACACACACUUAUAGGUUAGUCUUGACCCUGAAGGAGUAAUUCCAAUGACUGAACAUUCACAUCUAAUGAUGUUUACUGGCUGACUUGCAAUGGAGGUUCCAAAAAGUCCCCUGCAGGUCCUGUGUAAUAUCUGUCAGCCCUGCAUGGAGGCUUAGAUGUCUACAGCAGCACUAGAAGUCCAUAUUUAGGUACUUUAUUCCCACCUUAGACUCCCAAUGCACCAGAUCUGGAGACAUUCAGAUAAAAGAUGCUAUGUCCUAGUCCAGCCCCAGCAAAGUCAUCCAAAGAAUAAAGUUUCUGGGACAAGAUUCAGUACUUGCACAAGCAAAUAUGUGGCUUAACUUGCUGGGUUCAGUCAUAAUUCUGGUCUUCCUCCCCAAAAUGAGUUUGCCCUUGCCUCUGAAAUUACACUCAGGGAUGUCACAUUACCAAAACCAUUAAAGAUGUUACUCACAAACCUUUGAAAGGGAAGAUUUCUCCCAAAGCAAAACCUAAGUUGGGUUAAUAGAGGAAGAUACCCAUCAUCCUAAGAGAAAUCAAGUGUUCAAUGGACUAAAUUGUUCUCGAACACCAAGGAGUAUGAAUCUUGGCCUUACACAUGACUUCCCACUAAGAAAAAGUUGGGAUGAAGUUUCCCAAAUUUCUUAGUGGGAAGCAAUGUCCUAUUGUGUUCAUGUGUAGAUUUAUGCAUGCAUUAUCUAAACUGUGAGAGAGAUUCAUCUCCUGUACUGCUCCUUUUGAAGAUGCCAAGGGAAGUUUUUGGGGGAUCAGAAGGAGCAAUUCUACUUAUCUAAUCCAGUCUUUAAAGCUCACAUGUGAAUGGGAUGAAAUUCUAUGGCUUAUCCCAAUUGCCUUUGGAAACAACAACAACAACAACAAAACUUGGAGUGGCUUCUCAUUACCUUUCUCUGCUAACCUCUAUCAUUUUCACAAAAUAUUUUUGUAUGCCUUUUUUUUCUUUUUUUUUUCUUUUUUCCAAGACCAGAGUGGGCUUCAGUUGCCAGAACCAGUUUUCAAUUUUAUAUGACAGAGAUUUACUUUCCAGGAAAAAAAAAAAAAAAAACAGAUAAUUUCAAUUCAGAAAAAAAAGAAACUUUCUGAAUUAAAGAUUAAUUAUUCAUUAAGUAUCAGCAAAGAAGUUCUCAUUUUUUUAAUGAGAAAGAACAAAAAGCACCCAAAAGAAUCAGUCCAAAAUAACUGUCUAAAAGCAGGUGAUAAAAGAUCAUUCUUAUGUUAUAUAGAAGAACUUCCAAUCUUCCAUUUGUAGAAUUGGCUCAGAUGUAGAUGCCUGUUUUGCACCAAAAUCAUAUCCUUUCCUGUUCUGAGUCUACUUAACGGUUACUUUUAAUUCAACAACUUACUUGGGAUUACAGGUAGCCUUGUGCCAUUUCCAAAAAUUAGUCUUCUAGUUGUAGUAUCCCACACACCCCAGUUUAAAUAAUUGAAAAUACCAUCGUCUAAGUCAUAUGGGAAAUUUCUUCUUGAUGUAGUAUGAAACUAUGACUUCAACAUGAACCCCGAGGUGCCUCCAAAACUUAUCCCCUCAGCCUAAGGCAAAAUUGCAGACACUGGUGUCUGUGUAAUGAAGUUAGUUCUGCCGAGGCUAAUAUUUUGCUUUUCAUAUCUAUUGCACACACAUUUUUACUGUCUGACAAGCCUCAACAAUGGCUAACAUCAAUGAUAUGCCAUGGUCAUUAACCUAUGAAAUUGUUGAUGUUGUCUCAUUUCCUAGUAUCCCCAGGAUUCCUGCUUCAUCCUCACUAGAAUCCUGUAGAGAAAUAAUCCUGAGUUCAUUUUCUUUCAGCCUCCUUUUCUCCCUCCUCAUCCAGAGUUUAUGUUCAUUCUUCAUGAAGAUAGACCUAUUUGGAAACACAGUCAGAGGACACUGCUCCUCUCUUCACAGCCUGCCCUCCAGAUCUUACUCACCUAGGUUGACUUUAAAUCUAGUCUGUCUUCCAAACAGGAGUUUAUUGUACUUUCCAAUUUCUCGCCUCAGAAGGCCUUUGCAAUAACUUCCUACCUACCCAUAUUGCAUAUGCCUAUGCAUUGUUGUAUAUUCCAGUAGCUCCUCAUUCCAAGUAUGUUGGAAAGCUGUCUACCAAAGGAUAAAAUACAAAGUUAUUUGAAAAUUCA
Dromaius novaehollandiae (emu) is the source of this 3077-nucleotide messenger RNA. RefSeq names its product dolichyl-diphosphooligosaccharide--protein glycosyltransferase subunit DAD1-like. The record is from RefSeq and is a predicted model, not a curated record. Gene Ontology annotation, cellular component: oligosaccharyltransferase complex; membrane. NCBI's taxonomy places the organism in Eukaryota, Metazoa, Chordata, Aves, Casuariiformes, Dromaiidae. Bases 84 to 467 code for a protein of 127 amino acids. Gene Ontology annotation, biological process: protein N-linked glycosylation. The transcript has 3 exons.